AUGUCUGAAAAUGCACUGAUGCUCGCCACUUCAGCCAUUGGCUUGGCCGUCAUUGCGAUCGCCUCCGUGCCUUCGACCAUCAGUCUCAUCACUCAGCUGCGCACCCGACACACCAAAGCCGAAGGCUACGAGGAUGCGGACGGUAAAAGUUCGCCCGAAGCUGUCAAGGCGUUCAGCGCCAAGCUCCCUAAGGCCUUCAUACUCGCCUUCUCGGUGACUGGUUUAUGCAUAUCCAUCACACUCGCCGUUCUUUCGACGCUGAGGCCAAGGGGUGUAGGGGACGGGUUGUUUCUAGAGAACUGGUUGGUGGUUCCGGCCUGGGCACUUUUGGUUCUACAGGCAACCUGCAUCGCCUCGAGCCGCCACUCGGUGGUCGCUUAUGACCUUGGAAUCAAUUCCAUGGUGUCCUGCGUGGUACUUGCUGCUGUCCUAGCCGUGCAGGAUCAACAGGUCGCCGCCACGCUCCUGAGACACGACGCUGCCAUUUUCUCCAUUCGAGCCGUCGAGAUCGUCACUAUUGUUUGUCUGGCUUUUGCCAGUCUGUCGAUCCCACGCCGACCAGAUGUAUUUCACGGCGGCAAGCUGGUUGACCGCAAGCACACGGUCUCUGCGUGGAGCCGGUUCAACUGGAGCUGGCCGUCCAACGUGCUUGGGUACGCUGCGAAGAAGAAGAACUUGGACUUGAUCGACCUUCCGCGGCCUGACCACCUUACGAGAUCCAAGGAGGCCGCAGCUGACUGGGAGAGUCGUGGGUUCACCGGCCCACUGUGGCUCUCCAUCAUCUACGCCCAUAAAUGGCUUUUCGCUCUGCAGUGGUUCCUGACCUUGAUGACUGCCUUGCUCAACUUCGCGCCCCAGUGGGUUGUGCUGCAGCUACUUCAUCUGCUGGAACGGAGGCAGACGCACGAACGGCUUGGCUACGAUGCAUGGAUGUGGGUCAUCUGGCUCCUGGUAGCCAUUAUUGCUCAGGGAUGGUUCGAGUCGUACGUGUUCUGGAUGUCCUUUGGCGAACUUUGUAUCCCUAUUCGCGCUCAGCUGUCUGCUCUCAUCUUCGAGAAGUCGAUGAGGCGCAAAGAUGUCAAGGAAGCAAGCAAGAAAAGGCCUGCAGCAGAGUCGAGCGAGGCAACCAUCAUUGGUCCCGCGGGGGAAAGCUCCAAUAUUGACAAACCCGAGGCCGAAGAAGUUGAAGAAGAUGACGCUGACCAAGUGAAUAAGAGCAAGCAGAGCACAGUCAACCUGAUUGGUGUCGAUGCCAAACGUGUAUCAGACUUUGCCGCGUUCAACAACUACUUCCCUGGAAGUGUGUUCAAGCUGGUUGUAUCUCUUGUCUUCCUGGUAGACCUCUUGGGAUGGAAAGCGCUACUUGCUGGGUUCUCGACUAUGCUCGCAGUCACGCCUCUCAACAUCUACUUCUCGAAGAAGUACUCGGAUGCGCAAGACCGGUUGAUGAAGGUUCGCGACGAGAAAAUGGCAGUCGUAUCGGAAGCGCUCCAGGGGAUACGUCAGAUCAAGUUCUCCGCCUUGGAGCCCCAAUGGGAGAAGAAGAUUGGCGAGGUCCGAGAAAGGGAACUGCAAAGCAUCUGGAAGGCCUUGCUAUACGAUGUCAUGUUGAUGGGUUGCUGGAUUACAAGUCCGAUUAUGUUGGCUGCCGCGUCUCUGGCUGUCUAUGCUGCAAUACACGGUACCCUUCUGCCUUCUGUUGCGUUUGUCAGUCUGGGUGUCUUCAAGGCGCUCGAGGUCACCUUGUCGGUGAUUCCAGAGCUGACCACUGAUCUACUCGACGCCUGGAUUUCUGUCAAACGUAUCGACGCCUACCUGCGAGGGGCUGAGAUAUCAAAGAUUACCAAAGAUGCGGACGAGGUGUCGUUUGACAAUGCAUCUAUCGCUUGGCCCUCCGACACGGACCCCAACGAAGCUGACGCGGAUCCUGACCGCUUCGUCUUGCACGACGUCAACGUUACCUUCCCCAAAGGAGAGCUGUCUGUCAUAUCAGGUAAGACGGGAAGCGGUAAGAGUCUGAUGCUCGCUGCCAUCCUCGGCGAGGUCGACAUCCUGUCGGGCUCUAUCGCUGUACCUCGACCCCCUCCCAUGAUCGAAAGACAUGACAGCAAAGCAAAUAAGGACAACUGGAUCAUCCCGGGCGCUGUGGCCUUUGUCGCCCAAAUACCGUGGAUUGAGAAUGCCACCGUCAAGGAGAACAUCUUGUUUGGGUUACCAUGUGAUCAAACCAGGUACAACAAGACCAUUGAAGUCUGCGCCUUGAAGAAGGACAUGGAGAUGUUCAGCGAUGGGGAGGAAACAGAGAUUGGGGCUAAUGGAAUCAAUCUGAGUGGUGGCCAGAAAUGGCGGAUCACGCUUGCGCGAGCGGUGUACUCUCGCGCCGGUAUACUCGUACUCGAUGACAUUUUCAGUGCUGUGGACGCACAUGUUGGUCGGCACAUCUUCGAGAAGUGCCUCAAUGGCGAGCUCGGAGUCGGGCGGACACGCAUUCUUGUCACUCACCAUGUGGCGCUGUGUGAACCAAAGACGAAAUACCUCGUCGAGCUGGGAGAGGGCCAUGUACUAAACGCCGGCUUGAUGUCGGACUUGGAUGAAACGGGUACCCUGGAUCAGAUCAAGAGUCACGAGCAAGUCGAGCACGAUUCGCAAGAGGAGGAGGAUUCAACAGCCGUGAACUCGGAGCAGACGUCUCAAAUCGAUAGUGAGCAAAAUGGAGACCCUCUGGUCAAAACACCGUCCAAGACACCGGAAGCACGCAAGUUCGUCGAGGAAGAGGGCCGAGAGAAGGGAGCCAUCAAACGGAAAGUCUACACGACCUAUCUCAAGUACAGCGGGUCUUGGACAUUCUGGAUUGGCGCGGUGGUUCUAUUCCUCUUCGUACAAGCACUUACUGUUGGGCGAUCGUGGUGGUUGAGGAUCUGGACCGGAUCAUACGAGGAGGAGAGCACCAAGAUGCAGGCGGAGUCUUACGCUUACAGGUAUCAGCUCACGCUACAGCAGGGCACUAUGCACACCAUGAUGCGUCCCAUGGUCGAACCAAAGUUUGCAGGUGGUCUCGGCUUUUACCUGGGCAUCUACGUCUGCCUCGCAAUAUCCACUUCGAUCCUUUCUACGUCUCGGUGGUACUACAUCUUCACCGGCUCUAUUCGCGCGUCUAGACAGCUUUUUGCCAAAGUCAACUUCGUCGUCUUGCGAGCUCCGCUGCGGUGGCUGGACACUGUUCCUGUUGGUCGCAUUCUAAACCGCUUCACUUCCGAUUUCCAUUCUGUAGAUACUCACUUGGCUUACGCGGUGGCCUUCGCCUGCAGUGCGCUCCUGAACCUCCUGGGAGUUAUCGUUGCCGGGUUGUUCGUAUCCCCAGUCAUCAUUGCUCUAGCAGGAGUGUUGUUGGGGAUCAGCGUGGUGAUUGCGCUCCGUUACCUCCACGGCGCCAGACCAGUCAAACGACUGGAAUCCACGACAAAGUCUCCCGUGUUCGAGCAGUUCGGAGCGUCUCUGACGGGCGUCUUGACGAUACGAUCGUUUGACAAGAGCCAGGUCUACAUCGAGCGCAUGUAUAAGAAGAUCGACGACUGGACCGUCGCGACCUGGCACCUUUGGCUGUUCAACCGCUGGAUGGGCUGGCGGAUGUCUGCCAUUGGUAGCUGCUUUGCUUCGUUUGUGGCAAUCUUGAUUCUGCUCACUCCGGAUAUGGACUCGGCACUUGCUGGCUUCGCCCUUGCUUUCGCACUGGAAUUCUCGGGCCAUGUCAUGUGGACGAUACGACACUACGCCAAUGUGGAACUGGAGAUGAACGCCGCGGAGCGCAUCGUCGAGUACACGGAAUUGCCAACGGAGAGCCUCGAGGGUGUCAGCCCACCGGCCGCUUGGCCCACCGAAGGUCGUGUCGAAGUCAACGAUCUCGUCGUGAGCUACGCCGAUGACCUUGAACCCGUACUGAAGGGCCUCAACUUCUCCAUCAACCGCAACGAGCGCAUUGGCGUCGUGGGCCGUACUGGCGCAGGCAAGUCCUCGCUGACUCUCGCUUUUUUUCGUUUCCUCGAGGCGCGGUCGGGCAGCAUCCACAUCGACGGACUCGACAUCUCCAAGAUCAAGCUGCACGACCUGCGCAGUCGCCUCGCCAUCAUCCCACAGGACCCGGUUCUGUUCAGCGGCACUGUGCGCUCGAACCUCGACCCGUUCGACAACCACACGGACGCGGAGCUCUUCGACUCACUCUCCCGCGUCCACCUCAUCUCCGAGAACGAGACCUCCCCCAGCACGCCCACGCCCGACAACAACACGCCAACCACCUCAACCGCCAACAACAGGAACAAGAACACCAACAUCUUCCGCUCCCUCGCAAGCCCCAUCGCCGAAGGCGGCCUAAACCUCUCGCAGGGCCAGCGGCAGCUGCUCUGCCUAGCGCGCGCCAUCGUCUCGCGGCCCAAACUCAUGGUCCUCGACGAGGCGACCAGCGCCGUCGACAUGGCCACCGACGCGCUGAUCCAGCGCUCCAUCCGCGAGGAGUUCGGCAAUGACAGUACUCUGAUUGUCAUCGCACAUCGUCUGAGCACCAUUGCCGACUUUGACCGGAUCCUUGUGCUUAGUGAUGGGCGGGUUGCUGAGUAUGGGGCUCCAAGGGAGCUUUGGGAUAACAAAGGCGAUGGCGAGGAGAGGUGGGGUAUGUUCAGGGCUAUGUGUGAGCAGAGUGGGGAGACGGACGUGCUCAGGAGAAUCGUGUUUGGAGAGGGUGCUUGA
Molecule: messenger RNA, 4740 nt
Organism: Anthostomella pinea
Lineage: Eukaryota; Fungi; Ascomycota; Sordariomycetes; Xylariales; Xylariaceae
Source: the annotation of a GenBank genome assembly